This is a messenger RNA of Bombus pyrosoma, 2932 nucleotides long. Its product is annotated as targeting protein for Xklp2-like. Gene Ontology annotation, biological process: activation of protein kinase activity; regulation of mitotic spindle organization. Gene Ontology annotation, cellular component: microtubule; spindle. Bases 396 to 2537 code for a protein of 713 amino acids. The transcript is spliced from 3 exons. Lineage: Eukaryota; Metazoa; Arthropoda; Insecta; Hymenoptera; Apidae. The record is from RefSeq and is a predicted model, not a curated record.
UUUACAUCUUUGCAGGCGAACAUUAAUCCAACAAAUACGUCCGACGACAUGUCUGGUUAAUUCCGUAUGUGGAUGUUAGGGGCGCUUCCGCGCGCCAACUUUAUACAUCCUACAUGGAAGGUCAAAAAAUUUCAAACUUAAAUUCGUCAACGUCUACGUUGACCAGUUACCAGGAUUUUCGGUGUUUGAAAAGUAAAUAUCCUGGAAAGAAGUUUUUUUUAUAAAAUUAGUUAGUUAAAGAAUUGUGAAAGAACUACUGGACCAGAUAAACGUUUAAUUGCACGAAAUCGUGUAAAAAUUGCAGCUUAAUUGCUUGCUACAUAUUUCAAAGAUUGUGUUUGAAUAAUAUCCACCUUACGAUAGUUUAUUGUAAUACUUAUUUGAAAAUUUAAUCCAUGAAUUCAAAUUUUUUUGAUAUAAUGGACAACUGUUGUGCUCCACAGUGGGCAGAUUUUACACGUAGCCCUCAGGUUUGUUGUGAUAGUUAUUUCGAAAAAGAACACGAGGUGCACGAUCCUCAAAUACUUUUGAAAUCUACCAUUAAUUCCACUUCAUCUUUCUCAUAUAUGCAAGAAAGCAAAAAUGAGCAAUCUGUCAAUGAAACAAAGUUUGAUGACAGUUUAGAAUCAGAAACUUCUGCACAUUGUAAUAUAGUAUAUUUUAUACCUCAUGAAAAUAAAAAGCAUUCUGUAGAGAAAAUUAAGGAGGAUCAUCAAUUAGACAGAGCUAUGAAUGACUUAAAGCUAGAUGAAAGGUCCAGCAAGAUUCAUCAGACAUGGAAUAUAUCAAUAACAGAUUUGACCACUGAAUUUAAAGUAUCAAUGGCAAAUCAUAAAAUUAAAAAGGCUUUGCCUGAGAGGAUUAAGCAGCGUAUGUUAAAGACAAAGACCACAGUUCUUGGUAAGUCUUCAUUGAAAGAUAUUCAGGGCAAUGAUAUGGAAAAGAAAAAUGCUUUACAAACUGCAUUUGCAAAAAAUAAAGAUAAAUUAGUAACAAAAUCAAAAGUUGAUACUUCAGCAAAAGAUAAUCUUUCAGAGAAAAGAUUAUCUUAUAAAAUUGCAUCACUUUCAAAAAAAGAAUCCAAUUUAUUUAAUAAAAAACGACACUCAUUGGGUAAAUCACAACCAAAGGUACUUACUUGUCAAUAUCGUAUAACAAGGAUGAUAAAGAAUCGAAAACGUUCAAAUCAAUUUGUAAGUUUAGCAGAGGCGAUUUCUAAGUUCCAAAAUGGAACACCUCAGAGAUUCCGUACUCUCAGUAACAAGGAUAUGAAGCCUGGUCCAUUGAUGAAAUUGAAACGAUCACCGCUGAAGCUCACUUAUCCAGUUUCUCCUGCAUUAAGAUGCAAACAGAGAAGGAGAAGAGGUAAUAUCUUGAGUCAACAAGAAAGAGAGGAGUUGGAGGUUGAAGAAAUGAAGAAGCAUCAAAUCAAAGCAAAUCCUGUACCAAUUAAUAUCUUAAAGGGUCCGUCAGUAUUGAAAAAAGUACCUAAAAAGCCAACUACAGUUACGGAAGAGUUUCAUUUGACUCAGUCUAAGAGAACACGUCAUACAGCAGGACCAUCCCUAAAUUUGCAACAGAAUACAAAUGCCACGGAACACAAAAAGGUUGUUCCCAUCACUCAUUCCACUAGUAGCUCAAGUAUUUCCUCUAAGAAGGAAAAUCCUUGUGUAGAAGUUGUUGCAGAUAACACAAAAGACACAAAAUUCAAUUCUAACACUCGCAACAAGGAAUUUCAGAUGAGAAAGGAUGAAAAACUGAAAAAUUUACACACUCAGGAAGUAAAUAAAGUAAAGACAGAGUUUCAUGCAAGACCCGCACCUAAAUUUCUAAAGCCAACAAAUACAGUUAAAGAGCAGAGUUCAAAGAGGAGAACAAUAGCUACAUGUCCAUUUAGUUUUGAAGAAAGAAACAAAUUCCUUGCUAAGAAGAAAGAAGAAUUUAUUAAGCAGUUGGAGGAACAGGAUAAAAAGGUUAGAGUAUUCCAUGCCAAUCCUGUUCCAAACUUUAAACCUGUUGUGAUUCAUGGUUUAUCUAAAGAUAAUAUACGAAGCAAGGACAAGGUAUGUGGCUCUAAGGAACUUGGAAACAGACAAAUAAAAAGUUACAGAAACCAAGAAAAUAAGCAGCCUAAUAUUAUGAACAAUACAUUAACGGACAUAAGCACUAGAAAGAAGGAGAUAAUAAAUAGAACCAGCACAAGCUUAAUAGAUACUAAAAAUAAAAAAUUAAACAAUGUCCAGAACAAGGUUGAUAAAGUUGAAUUAAAUACAAUGAAAAGAGUUCAAAAAAGGAACGAAUUUGAUGACAAAAUCAAGAAGAGGGAGCAGGAAUUUGGAGCAAAGAAAAUGCAGGAAGAAAAGAAUAAAUUAUUGAAAGAAAAAAUGGAAAGAGCAGAGCUGCGCAAAAUGGCAGAGGUGAAAGCUAGACCAAUGCCAAUAUAUAAACCUAUAAAUAUUGUAAAAUCAACCAAGCCUAUAACCAAUCCACAAAGCCCUGCAUUGGGAAUUAGAAACAAAGCAAAAGCUGUUUCUUAAUUUUAAUCAACAUACAAUAUACAAGUUAAUUAUGUAUUGACUAUAUGUAAGUAACACGACAUGAUUUGUUAGAUAAUACUUCUUUGAGUUAUAGCAAAUAUUUGAACUCUCGUAUACAGUAUCAUAAUAAAGUAAUUUUUUUAUGAAGAAUAGUGCAAUCGAGCUUCGGAUCACAAUAAAAAAACUGUAUCUUUUUUUUUUUUGUAAUUUUGUAUCUAAAACUGAAAAUUUUUAUUUUUACCGUGUAGAUAAUUUAAAUGCUAAAAAAAACAAAUUAAAAAGAAAACUAAACGAUUUAUACAUAUUUACACUUAGAAAUGACGAUUGAAUGUAAUUAAAUAUUUUAUGAUUCGCUAUAAAUUUGAAAAUAACUUGUAUUAGCUGUAUAUGACAUA